AUGGCAGACGCAGAGCUAGAAGAGAUCCGACGAGCUCGUCUCGCGCAACUCCAGCAACAAGGACCCCGCGGAGGUGGUCCAGGCGGUCAGGAUGGUGGCGAGCAGGCACAGCAGAGGAGACAAGCAGAGGCCGAACAACGUGCUUCGAUCCUGCAACAAAUCCUCGACCCCGAAGCCGCCGAUCGCCUGGGCCGUAUCCGCCUCGUUAAGGAAUCGCGCGCAACAGAUAUCGAGAACCGCCUCAUCAUGCUCGCCCAGUCUGGACAGUUACGGGCAAAGGUAACCGAGGCACAGCUCAAGGAGUUGUUGGGGGCUGUUGCAGAGAACCAGCGCAAAGAGGAGGAGGAGCACAAAAUCGUUAUCUCUCGCCGCAAAGGUGGAUGGGAUGACGAUGAUGAUCUCUUGGACCUCUAA
Molecule: messenger RNA, 414 nt
Organism: Penicillium hordei
Lineage: Eukaryota; Fungi; Ascomycota; Eurotiomycetes; Eurotiales; Aspergillaceae
Product: DNA-binding protein
Exons: 4
Coding region: 1-414 (137 amino acids)
Cellular component (GO): nucleus; cytosol
Molecular function (GO): DNA binding
Source: RefSeq, a predicted model, not a curated record